GUUAUCAAGCUCAUCUAUAGUAAAAACGACAUCAACAGCUUCUGGAAUAGCUCUAGUCAAUUACCAGCUCUCUAGUAAAACAGCUUACCCCAAUCCUGUUUGUGACGAUUAUAAUGAGAAUGUUGUGAAAAAUAUCUCAGAAAAGAAAGGGGAACAUAUAUUCAAUGCACCCAAUGUGGCAAUGCCUGUUGCGUCCGCAUUGGUAUCAGAGCUGCUUCUUCGCCAGCAACAGGAUAUAAUGCAGCAUUGGUCAAGGUUGGCCGAUCCUAUUGAAAACAGUGGGGAAGGAGAGUGCGGAACGGCGCCUGAGAAUGCGACCGUCAUACAUAAUCGUAUUCCUUUAGCCUUGGCACGCAUAUAUAGCAGCAAUAUGCUGUCGAAUCCGAAAACUUCAGCGCAACAACAGCAACAAAUGUUAGCGUCACAAUUGUUCUAUGCUCAAUUUCUACAACAGCCAUAUUUAUCAUCAGCGGUAACGCAGGACCGAGAACACGAUCAACAGCACCAAUGGGAGUUGACAGAAUCGAGUAAUGUAAAAAGCGCAUCAUUAACAAGGAGAUCAGAUGCAGAAACAGAAGUAGCAGCACAAGCCUUUUAUUUAUCGCAAGAUAACAACAAUAAUAAAAGAAAACAAAGCGAUAUAAUUGAAAUUGAUAUGAGUAACAAUUCCACAAGCAAUAACAAUAGCAAGAGUUCGCCUAACAAGACGGAAAAAAUGGCAAAGAGUUCAGGAUUCUCAAAAUCAAGAUCGACUUCAAGUUCGACCAGCUAUUUCUUUCAGGAGCAGAAGACUCUACUGCUCGAUGUCAAAACAGGACUAGAGCAACUUAUACUGCUCGGGAGUCAAUUUCGACAAGGCUUGGGAACAUCCCAAUAUGUACAAUAUAACAAAUCUACUCAGUCCGAUGGAAUGUUGGGUAAGCAUGCCGCCAACCCCAACCUCAACCUUUAUCCCAAUUGCAAGUCAAGCUUGAGCUCAAAAUCAAACACAGGCUCGACUCUGGAGUUGACUGUGCAAAGGCAAUUGGAUGACAAUCGCAGAGAGAUCGAGAGUAUGCUGGACCAAGUUCAGCGGCUCUACCAUCAGUGGAGCAGUGCCGAACUUUACUAUUUGCGCAGUCUUCAGCGCUUGGGACUCACUCCACUAGAUGUACCCAGAACACCCACACAUAAUGUGAUGGCUCUAGCUUCUAUUGCUCUGUCUGCUGAGAGCGAUAUGGAAGUAAAGGAUUCAGAGGAUCUCCGAGCUGCAGCGCAAGAUCGAGAACAAGAAAAUAUUCACAGACAGGAGUUAAUGACAGAUGGAAAUAUACAGUCGACGUCAAGUUCUACAAAUACUGCGCAUCGUACGCUUAAAGACAUUGAAAAUAUAAUAUUGCAACAAGCUGCCUCUGCUAAUCACCAAAAAUACUUUUCCUUUUUGUCAGCAAGUCAAGCGCACAGUGAUCCUGAAAAUAGCGGUAGUGAUGGCGAUGGUGACGGCGAAGGCGAUACCGACAGCAAUAAUGGCAAUGAGCAUAAUCAUGCAUUAGGGCCUGAUUAUGAGGAUGAGCUCGAAUCCACUCCUUCCCCCGAAUGCAUUUGGCAUCCAAAAGCAAAUACAUCCGGUGAGCCAAGGGAAAAUUGUAGCACUGCAGCAGAAAUAAUCUUAGAAUAUGCGUCAUUAUCUGCAAGACCGAAGCUAAGUUCUCUCAGAACACCAGGUGGCAUAGAUCUUAAUAGUCCCGAAAUUGUACACAGUCAACAAGAGAAUUGUCCUCUAAGCGUCGUAAAUCUGUCACCGAUUGCAGCCCCCCACCUCGCUACCAUUCAGCGUGACUGCGAUUUGACAACCGGCUACCUGAGUGAAAUACAAUUUCCACCUACGCCUGCAACACCUCCUACCAGCAGUAACAGCAGUUGCUCAACAGGACCCAUGGUCGCUGCCGCUAAUUCUACUGGCGCAGGAAUAAAUAAUAAACUUCAUCGACGAAAAUCACGAUAUGCGCGCCGCAUUGAGACCCCAGUUCCCUCAUCCUCGACAUCGACCUCAACUUCAGCAUCACCGCCUGAGCUUGAAAGCAGCUCUUACAAAGUAGUUGCCAUCCGUCGUGCUCAUGCGUGUGUUUCUAGCUCAAUGGCAGCUGCAACUCCACCACCAGUAAUUCGGUGUGGAUCUGCUGUUACCACUCUUCAGGAACGCACCUUCACCGACAUCCUUAAAGCUCAGUUUGGUUCACUGAAAGCAACUUCUAGAGCAUCCAGUGUUAGCAGCGUUGGGAACACACAAACCGCUGCAGAUGGACGUAAUGAUAGCUGCGAUGGAGACCCAAUAAGUGAUGCUCCUUACGACUUAAGCAUAGGAACAAGACUAAAAAAAAUAAACUUGGAUAGCAAAAGCUCAUCGAAUUCGCAAGCAAACGAUUGUAAAGAUAACUCAAACGAUAAAAAAAAACCACAUAUCAAAAAGCCACUGAAUGCAUUUAUGCUCUACAUGAAGGAGAUGCGGGCCAAGGUUGUGGCAGAGUGUACACUCAAAGAAUCUGCAGCAAUCAAUCAGAUACUUGGACGACGGUGGCACGAGCUUUCCCGCGAAGAACAAAGCAAAUAUUACGAAAAGGCGCGGCAAGAGCGUCAAUUGCAUAUGGAGUUGUAUCCGGGGUGGAGUGCACGAGAUAACUACGGUUACGUGUCAAAAAAGAAAAAGCGUAAAAAAGACAGAUCGACUUCGGAUUCGGGAGGUAACAAUAUGAAAAAAUGUCGUGCCCGCUUCGGAUUGGAUCAACAGAAUCAAUGGUGCAAGCCCUGCAGGCGCAAGAAAAAGUGUAUUCGAUACAUGGAGGCGUUGAAUGGCAUCGGCGCAAUGGGUGAAGAUGGAAGUGGAAUGGAUGAUACGGGCAACAUCAGUCAGCUCAGCGAUGACGAUGACGAAGAUGAUGAUUUAGGUGCUGGCAGCUGCGGCAGUGCGGACGAAGUCGAGCGAAAUAAAGCGCCUGACACAGAGGACAAUGAAUCUAUGAAUCAUUCGCUGUCUAGUCCGGGCUGCCUGAGCGGAUUGUCGAGCCUUCAAAGUCCCUCUACAACGACAAGCUUAGCCAGUCCACUAAAUGCAAACAUGUUAACUAGUCCAGCGACACCAUCUGUGCUUUCCCUCUCUCUCUCCGUUAAUAAUAGUGAGCACGCAUCGGCGACAACGCCCUAUAGUCAGCCAAGGUCUGGAUCUGGAUCCAGCAGUGGUUCAACCUGUAGCAUUAACCACAGCAUUAACACGCCCAAUACCUCAAGCACUACGUCGCCGGCGACGACUACAGCUGGCAAACAGCCAACAGGGCCAGUUCUUGUGAGCGCGACAACUUCGACAUCAUCUAUGUCAUCAAAGGCCAAUGAGCGUGCAAUGAUGCUCGGUACACGUUUUAGUCAUCUGGGCAUGGGUCUAAGUCUUCCAGGGGGUGGCAAUGUUGAUCAAAUGUUCCACACUCAUUCACACACCCAACCGCAUACACAUCUUGCAGUCAGUAUAGCUAAUAUGAACACUAGCAUUAGCAAUAGCAGCUCCACACCUACGAGUUCCAAUACUGCGGCUACAAAUAAUAGCAACCCUAUUACAUCUACCUCGUUUCAAACAAACAACAUCUGCAACUUAAGUAAUUACAGUAAAAACAAAUUGUCAACAACAACUGUGACAGCCACAACUUCCGCAAUCGCAGCUGUAUCUACACCAGCAGCAUUGACUCCAGUUGCAACAAGCCUACAUCGCAAUCCCAUUGGUGCCAAUCCACAUGACAUUAACAAUCCUCUGAGUAUUAAUCAAUUGACUAAGCGACGUGUUAUUCACAAUAUUCCUUUAAUGGAUGGCUGUGAUGCUGCUCAGUCAAUCAAUAUGGCUUCUGCAUCUGCCACCCUGCGACAUAAUCACAAUACUGUAACGCCAACGACUACUCAUCAUCACCGCCCAUAUUCGCACGCACACUCUCAUCCGCAAGGACUGCCGCCUCCACACCACUCAUUUUUUGCCAACAGCAACUUUAGUCAACAGUUUCAUCAACAUCUCAGCAAUCACUUAGCAGCUACAACAGCCACUACUGGUGGAGUCGGAAUCGGUGUUGGCAUUGCCGUUGACUCAGGGUCAGGGCAAGGCUCUGAAUUACCAACAUUAAAGCAUCGCAGCACAAGCGAGGCAGCUGCGGCAGCUAGCAGUUCUGCGACUCCUAAUGCUAGCGAACCUGGAGCUAUAAGCGUCUCAUAGCCGGUCGACUCGGAAUAGAACAUUCGAUCCAGAUGCCUUCUCAUCUUCAUUGCCUUUAAUCACCACUUACUCAAAUUUUGUGCAAUAAGUAUCGUGACACAUAGGAAAUCAGCAAUCCAACAUCAAAACUAUCGGAACUAAAUUAACACAUCCAGCACAUCCCUUCGCCAUUAAUAGUUGUAACAUGAGGCCAUUGUAAUUGGAAAGUGCCAAAAAGUACUUCACACAAUUUAUGUAUAAGGACUUAUGAAUUAAUUAAUAAAUACAUAAGUAUCAUAUUACAUACGUUGGAGUCCAGAGUAAAGAUAAAGCAGAAAUUAUAGUCAAAUCAGAUCUGUAUAGAAAAAUAUAAAAUCAUCAUUUAUAGCAUACAUAUGCUUAUGCUUUAUGUAUGUAGUUCAAGCUUAUUCAUAUAUAAAUAUGUAUGUAUUUGUAAAUAAAACAUUUCAAUCGAAAAUUAAUAUUCGUGUAAUAAUCCAUGAAUAUAGUUGUUCGAAACGACAUGUACAAUAUACAGAGUACAACAAAUUAAAUCAAUACUGCAUACUCGUUUAACGCCCAGCUGAUGUUUUUAUACAAUCAUGUAAAACACAAUUCUAAUCUAGAAUAAUAUUCAUGGAAUGCUUAUUAACUCCAUGAAUAUUUAUUUAUGACAUUUAUUUAUUGUACAGAAACGGGACCUAUGAUAAUUUUAUUACAAAUGUAAUACAUUCAUACAUACAAAAGUUUGUAUCAAACAUGUAAGUAGCAAUGAAAUGCUGGAUAUCGUCAAUAUCAUCAUCAGUAUUUUGUGUAUUUCCACAUGUAAUUAUAUAGGUAUUGGCGAUAGUGCACGAGCAAAACAUACGAAUUUAUAGACUGUAAAAAAUAUUAAAAAAUUACUGCAUACAUAACAUAUUACGUACUUACUAACAUAUGAACUCAUACUAGCUAAGGCUGUUAAAUAAAAUUUGAAGUGAUUCGCUCUAAACACACAAUAAAAAAAUUGUUUUUCACAAUUAUAACUCACAUUAAAACUUGUCUAUAACUAAUUUUAUUAACAUAAUCCUAUCGA
Messenger RNA from Drosophila busckii, 5279 nucleotides. It is a transcript of the gene pan, whose product is annotated as protein pangolin, isoforms A/H/I/S. The transcript has 5 exons. Gene Ontology annotation, cellular component: beta-catenin-TCF complex. Lineage: Eukaryota; Metazoa; Arthropoda; Insecta; Diptera; Drosophilidae. Gene Ontology annotation, molecular function: DNA-binding transcription factor activity, RNA polymerase II-specific; RNA polymerase II cis-regulatory region sequence-specific DNA binding. Bases 182 to 4225 code for a protein of 1347 amino acids. The record is from RefSeq and is a predicted model, not a curated record. Gene Ontology annotation, biological process: regulation of transcription by RNA polymerase II; canonical Wnt signaling pathway.